GUUUCUGCCAUUAAAAUGGGAAAAUUGGAAACGGAAAAUAAUUGGUUUGCUGGACGAGACAACUCACCAGCUGUUGCGGCUCUCUCAAGUGACACUCCCACGAACCCACCAGCCAAAGAAAACACGGUAGGAAGGAAGAAAGAGAAGAGAAGAGAAGCACAAAUGGAAGGGAAAAAAAUGGCAACUUUAGAGGGAGAAAGGGAGUCUUCUUCCUUUUAGUGAGAGAAAUUGAGGGCGAGGCAGAGAGAGAGAGAUAGAAGGGGACAGUGUGUGAGAGUGUGUGUGAGAUAUUGCACAGGGAGUGAGAGAGAGAGAGAGAGAGAGAGAGAGGAGGGGGAGGAAGGAGAGAGAAAGUAGUGCUGAUUGGUAGUAACCAAGUCUUGUCCUUUUGAUUCACCAUACCCAUGUUAUUGUUAUUGGUGUUGUUGCUGUUGUCCCCUAAUCUUCCUCAGAUUUCUUCCUUUGCUCACUCUUCACUCUAUUCGUAUUCUUCGGCUUCUGCUUCUUGAGGAGCAGACGAGGGUUGAUUUAGUAACUGUUGUUUAUGUGUCAAACUUAGCUGGUGUUUGAGCUGAACAUGACCUGGCUAACCGUCAUUGGAGUGCUUUGAUCAUUGCAUCAACGGAGGUAGCUGUAUUACUUCUGGGUGGUGUGCAUUAGGAAAGCUAGAUAGAUGGGUUCCCGUUUCCCAUCUCAUCAGCUCAGCAAUGGGCUCUAUGUAUCAGGCCGGCCUGAGCAGCCAAAGGAAAGAGGUCCAACAAUGAGUUCUGUGGCAAUGCCAUAUACAGGGGGUGAUAUCAAGAAGUCUGGAGAAUUGGGGAAGAUGUUUGAUAUCCCUGUGGAUGGCUCAAAGUCUAGGAAGUCUGGACCUAUUACUGGUGCACCUUCAAGGACGGGAUCGUUUGGGGGUGCUGCUUCACAUUCUGGACCAAUUAUGCCCAAUGCAGCUGCUCGGGCUGCAUACACUACGUCAGGUGCUGCGUCGUCGGGUGCCAUGUCUGGCUCAGCUUCUCUAAAGAAAUCAAAUUCUGGACCCCUUAACAAACACGGCGAACCACUAAAGAAGUCAUCUGGUCCUCAAUCUGGUGGAGUGACACCCUCCGGUCGACAAAACUCUGGCCCUAUUCCUCCUGUUCUUCCUGCAACUGGCCUAAUCACAUCUGGGCCUAUUUCUUCAGGACCACUAAAUUCCUCUGGGGCUCCUCGUAAGGUAUCUGGUCCUCUGGAAUCUAUGGGAUCGAUCAAGAAUCCAAAUUCUGGUGUUCACAAUCAGGCUGUCACUAUUCUCAGCCAAGAUGAUGAGUUUUCCUUCAAAAAGAACUUUCCAAAACCAAUAUUUUGGUCACUGAUUCUACUCUUUGUAAUGGGCUUCAUUGCUGGUGGGUUUAUCCUUGGAGCAGUCCAUAAUCCCAUACUUCUUAUAGUUGUUGUGGUUCUUUUUGGUGCUGUCGCUGCAUUGUUCAUAUGGAAUAACUGUUUUGGGAGGAAAGCUAUCAUGGGCUACAUUGCCCAGUAUCCAGAUGCUGAGUUACGAAAUGCCAAAAAUGGGCAAUUUGUGAAGAUCUCUGGGGUGGUUACCUGUGGCAAUGUUCCUCUGGAGUCCUCGUUCCAAAAGGUUCCUAGAUGUGUUUAUACAUCCACCAGUUUGUACGAGUAUCGAGGAUGGGAUUCGAAAGCUGCCAAUGCUAAACAUCGCCGUUUCACUUGGGGGCUCAGAUCUCUAGAAAGUCGUGCGGUUGACUUCUACAUAUCUGACUUCCAGUCGGGAUUGAGAGCGUUGGUUAAAACAGGGUUUGGAGCAAGAGUGACGCCCUAUGUAGAUGACUCUUUUGUCAUGGACAUCAAUGCGGGUUCUGAAGAAAUGUCUCGGGAUUUCUCGAGAUGGUUGGCUGAGAGGAAUCUAUCGAGCGAUGAUCGGAUGAUGCGGUUAAAAGAAGCAUACAUCAAAGAAGGAAGCACAGUGAGCGUAAUGGGAGUUGUUCAAAGGAAUGACAAUGUGCUUAUGAUCCUACCACCUCCUGAACCCUUCACGACGGGUUGUCAGUGGGGAAAGUGCAUCUGUCCUGCAAGUCUCGAGGGCAUUGUGUUGAGAUGUGAAGACACCUCCAGGAAUGAUGUCAUACCUGUGUAAUAACUGUUGGAUGGUAGACAGACUCUAUGGCAGCCCUUUUCUUCUCCUUUCCUUUUUCCUGCAUAUUUCUUCCAUUAAUAUUGGUGGUGGUGAUGCGGCAGCAGCAAGGCAGGCAGGCAGGCAGGCAACAGAACAUACAGCAUUGCUGGUGGUGAUGGUGCUGCUGUUAUUAUGAGUGGUGAUGUUGAUGAUUGUAAUGAUGAUUAGGUGGUGGUGUUUCUCUUUUUGUAAUUUUUUGUUUUGUUUUUAUCCCUGGGAAGUUUUACUCGUGUAUAGUUUGGUGUUGGCCUCUCUUUUUUUGUUUAAUCUGGUUUCCAUUUUUUCAAUUUUUCAACUAGGGAUUGAAGAAGGCUUUUGGCUAUGUGGGGUGGAUGUUAAUGAUUAUAUUGUAGGAAGGGACAAGUUUUUACCAAUGUUUGAGCAGAUUUGCCCGGUUAUGUUAAAUAGAAAGAAGGAAAAAGAAAAGACCAUCUGUGAGCUAUAUCCCUCUGUAUGUUAUAUAUUUCUUUCUAUCUCUGUGUUACUCAGUAGUCAACAAAUGAAAUAAAGAAAAACAACAGCUUCUGGAAAGCAUCUUGUCAGCCAAUCUCAACCUCCAUCCCAUAUGGUAGGCUGGAAUUUUGACAAAGAUGAGUAUAAUAUAGAAGUCUAGAGUGACAGCUGGAACUUGGUACCACCAUUACAUUUACAUUUAUUACAGUAUCUUCUGUGUUAUCCAGGUUAGUAGGCAAAUGGUGCUUAAGUCGAGGGCUGUAUGCAACAUGGCAAAUUCCUUCUGUGGAUCCAUCAUCCAUGAAUGACCUUUGUAUGAAGAUGGUUCGAGAGCCUUUCGGGCGAUGUCCAGCGUAGUGGUAAGCAGCUUGCUGAACUGGGACUAACCUGCAUCGGUUUUCAUUUCCUUGGUUUUUGAUAGGUGCGAAUCUGCUCUUGCGAUUCCAGGUAGUAGCCGGAAUUUGCCUUGCUCCAUAACUAGCUCUCCUUCCAAUCGUGUGUACAUUACAUCAUGCUUUUCCAAGGUUUGCCAAACAAGCCUCUCGGCCAAAACAGAUGCG
Messenger RNA from Linum tenue, 3183 nucleotides. NCBI's taxonomy places the organism in Eukaryota, Viridiplantae, Streptophyta, Magnoliopsida, Malpighiales, Linaceae. The record is from the annotation of a GenBank genome assembly.